Molecule: messenger RNA, 6200 nt
Organism: Macrosteles quadrilineatus (aster leafhopper)
Lineage: Eukaryota; Metazoa; Arthropoda; Insecta; Hemiptera; Cicadellidae
Exons: 21
Coding region: 401-4978 (1525 amino acids)
Source: RefSeq, a predicted model, not a curated record
UCGUCACUUUCGUCAGUUAGUUUACGUUUUGGCGGUGUUGUGGAAGUUCGUGCUGUUAUAAAAUGCGUGAUAAUGCCACUAUAAUCUUUUGUUUCAGUCCAAUUUGCUAAGCAAUUUUGUUCUUAAUUAGUUUACAAGUCAAACAAGUGAUAUAAAAAAUAUUUUAACCACUUGCCACAUUGUUUGAAAGUUGUCUGCACACGUGAAUGUUUUGGUUGUGAGAAUCACGGAUCACGUCAAAUUGUUUUGAAAAAAGUGUGGUGCAGUUGUUAACUUUGAGGUGGAUUAUCUACACGCUAUUAAUCUUUGGAUACCAACAUUUGGCGAACACACAAGCUGCCACGACAAUGUGGGGAUCGUAGUGACUUUCACCAUUACGCAGUUACAGUAGAUACAUUACAUGGGUGCCGGGAUGGCGGUGUCCAAGGCGGAAGGCUCGGGAGGGCUGGGGCUCAUGUCCUGUGUAAGGGAGCCCUCGCCUACCGACCUCACUGACGCCGAACACCCCCAACAUGAGCCCAAGAAGCGGAGGUUCAGGCCACUGCGAGGUCUGCGCCGCAUGUUCCGCCGCAAGGAGCGUCGUCCGCAGCCUGUCACAGUGUCAGCUGAUGAGCUGAGUAGUGGCAGUGGCGGUGCACCGGCCGAGCACCCGGACACUGACAAUCGCCGCAGGUAUAAUGUUCCGCGCAAGGAGCGUCGUCCGCAGCCUGUCACAGUGUCAGCUGAUGAGCUGAGUAGUGGCAGUGGUGGUGCGCCGGCCGAACACCCGGACACUGACAAUCGCCGCAGGUAUAAUGUUCCGCGCAAGGAACGUCGUCCGCAGCCUGUCACAGUGUCAGCUGAUGAGCUGAGUAGUGGCAGUGGUGGUACACCGGCCGAGCACCCGGACACUGACAAUCGCCGCAGGUAUACUGUUCCGCGCAAGGAGCGUCGUCCGCAGCCUGUCACAGUGUCAGCUGAUGAGCUGAGUAGUGGCAGUGGCGGUGCACCGGCCGAGCACCCGGACACUGACAAUCGCCGCAGGUAUAAUGUUCCGCGCAAGGAGCGUCGUCCGCAGCCUGUCACAGUGUCAGCUGAUGAGCUGAGUAGUGGCAGUGGCGGUGCACCAGCCGAGCACCCGGACACUGACAAUCGCCGCAGGUAUAAUGUUCCGCGCAAGGAGCGUCGUCCGCAGCCUGUCACAGUGUCAGCUGAUGAGCUGAGUAGUGGCAGUGGUGGUGCACCGGUCGAGCACCCGGACACUGACAAUCGCCGCAGGAGCGGUAGUGGGCUACACUCUGGUCUCAGCUUGUCCCACGACUCUGUAUUCUCCCCAGAGACGAGGCAAGGCCAGGACCUAGACUCCUCGUCCUCACUUUCCAUGCAGAGGCUGGCCCAUGCCAACACCAACGUACAGGCGGAGCUGGUAGACGCUGUGCGACGUCGAAGAGCCAGAGAGGAGACCAGCGACGACGAGGACCUAGGACUGCCCAGGAGUCCUGCCUCUAGCUCUCCUACUGCAGCCACCCCCGACCAUCUACACAUCAACCUCAAGGAGACGGUUAGCAAGUCCAACCACAGCACCUGCAGUGAUGGCUCCCUACUCAGCAUGGGCAGCUCGGAGAUGGACGAGGAUUCAUACGGUCAAAGUUCAGGACAUGGUUCCAAGAUUUCGCUGCAUGAGAAAAAAUCAGACUCGACGGAGGUGGAGGUGACGUCUGCACCACUCAGUCACUCGGCUGCGCGACACAAAAUGUCUGUCAAGCCCAAGCGAAACCACGGCGUACCAAGGAAACGGCGCUCAACUCAGCUGGGGGAGGUAACGUUGCUGCCCUCUACACCCGAGGUGGUGGAAGAGUCACCUCCGAUGUCACAGGUGUCCACCGUACGAAGUGUCACCCCUGAUCCUGACUUGUCACUAAUGCCUGACUCAUUAUGUUGUUGUUGUGUUGGUACAGCUGGGGGAGGUAACGUUGCUGCCCUCUACACCCGAGGUGGUGGAAGAGUCACCUCCGAUCUGGGGGAGGUAACGUUGCUGCCCUCUACACCCGAGGUGGUGGAAGAGUCACCUCCGAUGUCACAGCUGGGGGAGGUAACGUUGCUGCCCUCUACACCCGAGGUGGUGGAAGAGUCACCUCCGAUGUCACAGGUGUCCACAGUACGAAGUGUCACCCCUGAUCCUGACUUGUCACUAAUGCCUGACUCAUUAUGUUGUUGUUGUGUUGGUACAGCUGGGGGAGGUAACGUCGCUGCCCUCUACACCCGAGGUGGUGGAAGAGUCACCUCCGAUCUGGGGGAGGUAACGUUGCUGCCCUCUACACCCGAGGUGGUGGAAGAGUCACCUCCGAUGUCACAGGUGUCCACAGUACGAAGUGUCACCCCUGAUCCUGACUUGUCCCUGCUGCCUGACUCAGGCACAGCCACUGCCUCUCCAUCAACACAGCUCAAGUCAGCCUCUCUGCCACUCGGAGCAGCACCUGCCUGGGACACGAGCGCCGUCAAACUGUCUCGCAGCAAGUCCAGUGCUACCAACAAACAACUCGACUCCACCACUGAACAGGACGAACCGGAGUCUCUGAAGAAAGAGGAUACGACGUUCUUCGGACGACUGCUCUCACGGCGCAGUGGCAAGAAGAAGAAGACUGUUGAGGAGCCUCCGUUGGACCUGCCGCAAAAACGGAUGGACGAGAAGGGACGAUAUGUACACGAGGUGACAAAACUGGGACGUCAUCAUCCGGCAUCCCGACAAAGAGUGGAACCCAUCAACAUAUCUCAGGAUCGGUCUGUCUCCAGAAUGAGGGUGUUUUAUCCUCCGUCACCACCUCCUCCUGAUUCUCCUCCCAAGAGACGCAAGGAGGAAACAUUUGAUGACGAAAGCAUUCUAGAAGGAAGAUCUCUGAAAAAGAUCAUUCCGUUAGAAGUGGAUUCAUCUAUUCCUAAACGAACUUUUGUCAAAAAGUCACAGAGCUUCAGGAGAGAUGAAGCUCUUCCUUUUGUGUCUCUCGAUACGCCCAGUUUGCCAAUCGGACUCGGGGCAGAGCUUCAGAAGGACGAGGUAGAAGUAGAAGAUCUCAAUGAGUUAACUACUAUGGAAGUUGUGGACCAUCAUUUGACUAAAGACAGGGUUGAAACUGAGGAGAAAGAAGUCACUACAACGGUGAAAGUGACUAGUUCUGAGGAGACAGACUCUUGUGACGUCACAGUGACAACUAAAGAUACAUCUAAUGAAACAUUAGAGCUGAACUUCAAAAAGAGUUCAUCAUUAAAUAGCAUCAACGGUUGUGAUAUGGUACCAGCAAGGAGAAAGUCUGCAUCUUCAGAAAGUGUUAAUCAUCAAAUGACAAUACCAGUUGGCUCUAGUGUUGUAAAUAUCACUCAAACCAUAAAUGAGCCCUGCAGUGAAAGCCCACCACCUCCAAAUGUAAAACCUGAACCUCGUAGGAGUUUGAUAGAUGGAAAUAAAGAUGUUCCUAAUUUUUACCCUGUACCUGCUCCUCGACUUUCCAAACGAGAAAGUUUGGAAUCAAAACCUCCAAGAGUGCCAGAAUUUUUACGAGUCCAGUUGAACCAUGUUGACAGGGAGCCUUCUGUCAAUGUAGUUUUGUCCACAUCUCCAGGCUCAGUUCUAGAUGAAAAAACACAAGAUGAAAAAACACAAGAUGAAAAACCUGAUGAACAAGAUGAUUUUGAACAGGACUCUCUUCAGUUGGAUGAUAGUUUGUCUGAAAAUGUGAAGAAGCCUUCUAGACCAGAAAGUUUGAGUAUCAGCGUUGAAGUCGACAAGAACGAUAAAUUGGAAAGUACCUUUAAGAAGGUUGAUGUAGUCACAACAAAAGAGCCUACAGAUCCUAACCAAGUUAGAUUCAUUCACAAUGUCAAACAGUGGUCUGCUCCUCCUUAUUUGGUAUCAAAUCCCAACUACUCUAUUGUUUCAAUAGCUCCGAGAAACAUUGAGUCUAAAAAGUCACCAGAAAAACCAAAUAUACUGACUCAACAGAGUAUUCAGAAAACAGUAAUAAUUAAAGAAGUAAAAGAAAAGUCUCCUCCAGUGGUUGAUAAAAGCCAAGACUUACCACCCAUAAAGCCUGUUUUAAGGCAAAGAUCUUUUGUAAGUGAGGAGAAACCAGCCAACAUUUUGAACUGUGAGAAACCUGCCAAGACUGAAGAUGCUAAGUUUGUCCUCCGUAAGAAAUCCCUGCCAAAAGAAGUAUUUGUCUCAGAAUUUGAUAAAUCAAGGAAAUUAAGUUUAGAAAGACUUGAUUCUCGAAACAUUGAAAACAUGAGUGAUUUCAGCAAGAGAAAAUCACGAGAAAUGUCUAGCAGUGAAGACAACAUCGUAGAUCGUAACUCCUAUGGCAGUUCUGACACUCUAGCUUCGCAAGACAGUGGUGAUGUUGUUCUUAGGCGGAAAUCAUUGUCUCGAGACAUAAUCAAACAGAAAGAAGAAGAGCCAGAAUUACUAAAAGUAUUUGCAAGGAGGUCUCUUAAAGUCAAAGACUGUGACAUUCCUGAUGAUAUCGACCCAGUAACAUUUCAACCGUUGAAGUCUAGAGAUAGUGAUAAGGAAAAUGAGUGUGGCGAUUCACCUCCUGAGGAGCGGAAAAAGAUGAAAGACCAUCUUGCAGACUCUAAAGUUUCUGAAAAGACUGUUCCUAGUGUAACUAUUAAAUACCAAAGGAGUGCAAGUAUGCAUAAUGAAGAAACUCACACUCCGACAGUUUUAGCUACUUCCAAGAAAGACAACAAUGCCUUUGAGAAACGGCAAAGAAGUCGAACGAUACCUGAUCCAAAAAUAAUCGAUCCUCCUACAACUAUUGUUACCCAUAAAGUAAUAGCAAAUAUAUUCAAAGAGAAAGAAGUUGAAGUGAUCAGUUUGGAAAAAUCUGAAGAAAAUAACACAGAAAAUGAGGAAAACGUUCCAAGAUUCAAGAAAAUUCAGCAACGCAAAGAAGAAUGGGAAAAGAGAGCACAGAUGGCCAUGAAGAAAACCCAUCCGUGAUCCUGUUGGGCUAAUUCUGCUUUGUAUAGGGCUAUAUAUAUAUCUCCAUUUCGUAAAUAGCUUUCCUUGUGCACUUUUAUACACUUUAAACUGCUGUGAAUGAUGCUUUCUUAUUGCUUCAUUUAAUGAUAAGAGAUGUAUGUGUAUUUUUUAUUUUGUUUUCAAACAAAGAUUUUACUCUUGGGAUAGAUUGACGAGGAUAAGAACGUUUGUAAAUGUUGGAUGACUGCAGGGUGGCUCUGUGCCUUAUACAACUAUUCUUGGUUGAAAAAAUACUUAAAAUUUAAAGUCUGUUAAUUUGGAAUACCUUGUUGAAAUUUGGUUUUAGAAACCGUAACGAGUGUUUAUUUUUCUUUGUAUAUCUGUAUCUAAGAGUAGUUGAGCUGUGUUUUUAUUUUAGUGUUUUUGUAAAUCAGCCUAAGUAAUAUAUAUUCUUCUACCUAAUAUAGUUUGUGUACAAAAGUAUUUUCUACAAGUAUGCAUUUUUACAACAUCAAAAUAUGAGCAUUUAUAGCUAUUCAAUUUAUUUUUAUAAAUAUUUUUAUCUAAAUAUAGUAGUUCCUUGACUUAUACUACAUUUUAAUUAAGUCAUUUUAAAUAUCCAAUUAACUACAUUACAUUAUUUCUUGAUAAUUGUUCAACAGUCAACACAAAAAAAAUUACUUGUCAUUGUUGUUGUUUGUUUUAUUUACAAACUUUAAUUUUGCAAUAGGGUACUUUUCAAAUGCAGUUAUGAAAGUGGUGAUAUUACAAAGUGUUGGUAAAUUUUACUGUCCUGAAACCUACAUUCUUUCCUGAAUAUAUUUCCAUAAAUAAGCUAGUUUAUAUUACUGUAUUAAUUUUUUUUUCUGAAAGUCUCAGUGAUAAAGUUUGUGAUUUGCGAGUUCCAAAGCCACUAGAGUCAGGUUGGUUGUCAGAAACUGUGAUUGUUCCGAAUGCCUUGGUAUAACAACUGAUAUUUACCAUAAUACAGUUUACUCUUACAAGAGAUAUAUUUUACUCUAAAAGAAGUCCAAUCUAGUAUACAUAAUAUUUUCUAUGUACAUAAGUGUUAUUAAAAUUAAAUAUGUAUGUAUGUUGAAUUUUGUAUGUUUAACCGAUGUUAGUUAUUCAUGACAAUAUUAUGUGUGAUUUCAACUUUGCUUGAAUAAAUUGUAUAUUUUAUUGUGUUCUUGAUAUGUAUAUUAGACGAUUACGUAAUAUAGAUAUUUUCAAUACAGUU